Anguilla anguilla (European eel) is the source of this 3683-nucleotide messenger RNA. Its product is annotated as OTU domain-containing protein 7A-like. The record is from RefSeq and is a predicted model, not a curated record. Gene Ontology annotation, biological process: protein K48-linked deubiquitination; protein deubiquitination involved in ubiquitin-dependent protein catabolic process; protein K63-linked deubiquitination. Gene Ontology annotation, cellular component: nucleus; cytoplasm. Lineage: Eukaryota; Metazoa; Chordata; Actinopteri; Anguilliformes; Anguillidae. Gene Ontology annotation, molecular function: DNA binding; cysteine-type deubiquitinase activity; zinc ion binding. Bases 915 to 3683 code for a protein of 922 amino acids. The transcript has 15 exons.
GGCAGCACUGAGGGCUUAUUUUUUUAAACCUCUUAUUAUUCAUGAUCAUUAACAUGAACAUGGCUGCCGUUUGAUUUUCAGUGCAGUCACAGUGUAGUGUCUUCUAAUGUCGUCAGAGCCAGAGAAGCACAGGCACUUGCUGGCGGAGAUGGAGAAGCACUACCAGUCUAGCAGGAAACCACCAAAGUUUUCUUGUUUCCCUCUGACGUCAGCCACGAUUUGAUGUUCAUAUAUCCCACAGAAGCCAUUUUCGUAGCUCCCUCCAUCCUCCUUUCCGAAAAGAGAAACCACCCAUUCAAUUUAAUUGACGCUGAAUCAGACGAACCGACGAAUACGCCGCUUCUCAGCUCCGGGACGCCAGGUGAGGGGACCGCCAAUGACACAGCCGAGGAGGGCGGAUGCUGUGGAAGCUUGACGUCACACCCUGGAAGCGAUAGGGGGAGUGACUUAUGCUUGUGGUGCAACAGAGAAUGACAAGAGGAGGAUGAGAGAGAAACAGACAGCCAGACGGAGAGGCUUUCUGUACCAAUAGGAAAUACAUAAGGCUUUCCUUAAAGGACGUGGGAAUUAAACAACAAGGAUGAGAAGCAAUGACUGAAUGUACGACGGUGGGGCUUCAGAGGUUGUGCCUACCCACAGGAGGUUCUGAUCUCAUGUGGACUCAUGUGCCUUUGUGAAGCAGGAGAAUUUGUCCCUCACCCCAAAUAACCUAUGGCCUCCUAGUUGCCAUCGCUCCUGAACUUCCCUCUCUUGCGGGUGAAACCAUGGACUAAAGUAACUGACUGACAUGAGCGUGCCAAUAUCAAGGCUGUCGCAGAACUUCACAGUGAACACAAGGAAAAUGACAGCUUGAAGCCAGUCUGGCGACCACGGAGCCUUUCGCUGCGGUCUGGGCAGCGCACCCACAUGAUCACAUGACUCUGGACAUGGACGCGGUCCUGUCGGACUUUGUUCGGUCCACAGGAGCCGAACCUGGUCUGGCACGAGACCUGCUGGAAGGUAAGAACUGGGACCUGAGCGCGGCACUCAGCGACUUCGAACAGCUGCGGCAGGUGCACACCGUCAACCUGCCGCGGGUCUUCAAUGAGGGCCGCUACUACAAGCAGCCGGAGCGGGACACGCCCCAACACCUCAGCAAAAUUGGGCGGUCGUGCCAGCCAAAACAGGAGGACAAUGCUCAAGAGAAGCGCCUGUCUCGGGGCAUCUCCCACGCCAGCUCGGCCAUCGUGUCCCUGGCACGCUCGCACGUGGCCAGCGAGUGCAACAGCGAGCAGCUGCCCCUGGAGAUGCCCAUCUACACCUUCCAGCUGCCCGACCUCAGCGUGUACAGCGAGGACUUCCGCAGCUUCAUCGAGAAGGACCUCAUCGAGCAGUCCACCAUGACAGCUCUGGAGCAAGCCGGGCGUCUGAACUGGUGGUCCACCAUGUGUACCAGCUGCAAACGUCUGCUCCCAUUGGCCACUACAGGGGAUGGGAACUGCCUACUGCACGCGGCCUCUUUAGGGAUGUGGGGUUUCCAUGACAGGGACUUGGUGCUGAGGAAGUCUCUGUACGCGAUGAUGAAGAGUGGGGCGGAGAGAGAGGCUCUGAAGAGGAGGUGGAGAUGGCAGCAGACACAGCAGAACAAGGAGUCGGGACUAGUGUACACAGAAGAGGAAUGGGAGAAAGAGUGGAACGAGCUUCUGAAACUUGCCUCCAGUGAGCCACGUACAAACUUCAGCAAAAACGGAAACACCAGUGGGGGGGUGGAUGGCUCGGAGGAUCCCGUGUAUGAGAGCCUGGAGGAGUUCCACGUCUUCGUCCUGGCCCACGUCCUGCGCAGGCCCAUCGUGGUGGUGGCCGACACCGUGCUCCGAGACUCUGGGGGAGAAGCGUUUGCUCCCAUCCCAUUUGGAGGCCUAUACCUGCCACUGGAGGUUCCCCCAAACCGCUGCCACUGUUCCCCACUGGUUCUGGCCUAUGAUCAGGCACACUUCUCCGCUCUGGUGUCCAUGGAGCAGAAGGACCAACAUCGAGAACAAGCCAUCAUCCCGCUGACUGACUCAGAGCACAGGCUGCUUUCCCUCCACUUUGCCGUGGACCCAGGCAGGGACUGGGACUGGGGGCAGGACGACAACGACAACGGCAAACUCGCCAAUUUGAUCCUGUCCUUGGAAGCGAAAUUAAACCUUCUGCACAGCUACAUGAAUGUAACAUGGAUACGAAUCCCAUCUGAAACAAGGGCCCCCCUGGCUCAGCCUGAGUCUCCCACUGCCUCAGCAGGAGAGGACGUGCAGUCCCUGGCCGACUCCAUGGACUCUGACCGCGAGUCCGUCUGCAGCAACUCCAACGUCAAUGGCGGCAAGCCGGGCAAGGAGAAGGACAAGGACAAGCUGCGCAAGGACAAGGACAAGAACCGUACGGACUCUGUGGCCAACAAGCUGGGGAGCCUCAGCAAGUCCUUGGGGAUCAAGCUGAAGAAGAACAUGGGGGGGCUGGGAGGGCUGGUCCACGGAAAGAUCAGCAAGUCCAACUCCGUCAAUGGCCGCAGCGCUGAGAACGGGGAAGCCAAGGCCAAGAAGAAGGACCCCAAACCCCGUAAAGGCAGCAAGGAGGACUCGGGGCAGUCUGCCAGCACCUCGUCAUCCGAGAAGGCCACCAGCCCCUCCCCUGUCGACAGGGCCUCGGGUGCCUCGCCCGUUGAGAAGCCAGGUGCCCCGGGCAAGCCCUCCAGCGACCGGGCCUCCGAAAACUGGAAGUACAGCACGGAUGUCAAGCUGAGCGUCAACAUCCUGCGGGCGGCCAUGCAGGGUGAGAGGAAGUUCAUCUUCGGUGGCCUGCUGCUGACCAGCCACCGCCACCAGUUCCACGAGGAGAUGAUCAGCUUCUACCUGAGCAGCGCCCAGGAGCGCUUCAGUGCCGAGCAGGAGCAGAAGAGGAAGGAGGCGGAGAAGAAGCCCCCAUCCAACGGUGUGACCUUGAAAAAGCCUGAGCAGGAGAGCGCCUUUCAGAAGGAGAGGUCAGACAGGUCAGACAGCUCGCCCAACGAGGGCUGCUCCCCAGUCCUGCACCAAAGCCGCAGCUCCCAGCUGGUCCUGAAGGUCCAGGGGCGGCAGAGUCCUACGCCCGCCCCCUUCUCCUCCCCCGGUGUCAAGAGGGUAGGCCCUGUACCCGUGUCCGCCCAUUACAGCCAUACACCACCCGUGCAGAGGCACAGCGUUAUUCACCUGCGGGAUAUGAACUUGCAGCCCUCCAGCUUGCGGGAGGAGCCGUACCGGCCCGUAGUAGGCACCCUAAAGACCUGUGCCACCUACCCGCAGCAGAACCGUACCCUGUCCUCCCACAGCUAUAGCCCCGCCCGCCUGCCGGGGGUCCGAAGCAUUGCGGUGGACACGGCGCAGUCCCUCGUCUAUGGCACGCCCGGUGGGCACAAGUCGCAUACUUACACCAACGGUUUCGGCACCGCCGAUAUCCGGGACUGCCUGGAGUUUGCCGACGAGGAUUCCCCGCGAGUCCGCCCCAACCACGAACGAACGAAAGGCCGAAGCACGGGGUGCAAUCCCUACUGCGCCCAGCAGGAGCAGUGCAAGAGGGAGAACUGCUCCUUCUAUGGCCGGCCAGAGACUGAAAACUUUUGCUCCUACUGCUAUAAGGAGGAGCUGAAACGCAGGGAGAGGGAGGGAAAGGUGCACAGGCCUGGAUAG